Dictyostelium purpureum is the source of this 1305-nucleotide messenger RNA. RefSeq lists its product as uncharacterized. Lineage: Eukaryota; Evosea; Eumycetozoa; Dictyosteliales; Dictyosteliaceae. The record is from RefSeq and is a predicted model, not a curated record. The coding region runs from base 1 to 1305 and encodes 434 amino acids. The transcript has 4 exons.
AUGUCUUAUGUUGCCCUCCCAUCUUUCCAAAAAACUUUUGGUGAAAUCACAUUCCUCAAUCCUAUCAACCAUACACAUAUUGAACAAAAUAAUAAUAAUACUUAUAAUUAUAUGGAAACAUAUAAUAAUAUCAAUUGUAAUAAGAAUAAUAUAAAUAGUGAUAUUAAAAACAUACCUUCUUUAAAACCCUUUGGUGAUAAUAAAAAAACUCCAUGCGGAUACCAUAGUUGCAUUCUAUGUGAAAUGGGCACUCCUUUCAUUUUGUUAAAAAAGUCAACCUGGGAAAACAAGCUCUUAGCUUCUUUCUAUUGUAUCAACCUUCAAAAAGGAAGAUCUCCUAAUAGUUGGGUAAGCCUUAAAAGAGAAUUGUAUCCAUUUAUUCUUUUCCAUUAUAAACAACUUUUAAUUAAUAUUUCAAAUUUGAGAUGGAAAAAGCUAUUACAAGAUAUAUUGAACCACAAGAAAACAGUAUUUGAAUCGGGCAUUAAGCACUUUAGAGGAGCUACUGGCAACUGGAGAAUUAAAUAUAUUGUUAAUCCAUGGAUGAUGCGUACUACUUUAAAAAAAGAAAUUUUAAUUAAAGAGAGACUCUUGAAAAAUAAUACUAAAAUGAAAAGAGCAUUAAAAGAACUAGAAGAAUCCAAAACACCAACCAAUUUAGGGAGUUUAAACACAAAUGCUUCUACUAAUGCUAGCUCCUCUACAACCUCAACAUCAACCCCAACCUCAACACCAACAUCAACCUCAACACCAACCUCUAUAUCUUACUUAAAUACUAUUAAUAAUAAUAAUUAUAAUACUAAUAACAAUAAUAACAACAAUAGUAGUAGUAGCAAUGUUAAUAGUGGUGGUAAUAGCAAUAAUAAUAAUAAUAACAACAAUAAUAAUAAUCAACCAUCUGCCCCAAGGUGCUAUCUCGGUGAGAACUGUUCAUUAUGCAAUUUAGGUACUCCGAGAGUUUUUAGAAAUAAAAAAACUUGGAAAAUAAUAUUAGUUAUAACUUUUUAUUCAAUCAAGCACCUUAGAGAAGGUGAUGGCCUAAAGAAUCCAAUAUUAAAUUGCCUAACCCAUAAUAGUAUAUUUGUAAACGGUGCAAAGCUAAUGAAUCUUUAUAAAUUUUGGAAAAUGGUAGAAUUAGUUGAUCCAUGGAACGAUAAAUUAAUGGAAGAAUUUUUAGAAAAAGAAAAACAAAAAGAUAAGGAAAAGUUAAAGAAGAAGAGAUUCAACCCAGAAGAUGAUGAUGAAGGUUCAGAUUCUUUUGAUAAAAAAAAUGCUAUCAAUAACUAUCCAAAACUCCUUAAUUAA